AUGAGGAGGGUUUUCGGCGUCAAGAAAGACAAAGAACCGCCUCCGUCUAUCCAAGAUGCCUCCGAAAGAAUUAAUAAAAGGGGCGAUUCAGUGGAUGAAAAGAUAAAGAAGCUUGAUGCUGAACUCAGUAGAUAUAAGGAGCAGAUCAAGAAAACAAGGCCCGGUCCAGCUCAAGAAGCUGUUAAAGCUCGAGCGAUGAGAGUACUAAAGCAAAAACGAAUGUAUGAAGGACAACGUGACAUGCUGUACAAUCAGACCUUUAACUUAGACCAAGUUGCAUUUGCCUCGGAGGGAAUUAAAGAUGCUCAACAAACGAUGUCGGCCUUGAAAUCUGCCAACAAGGAGUUGAAAGGAAUGAUGAAAACAGUGAGGAUACAGGACAUAGAUAACUUACAAGAUGAAAUGAUGGAUCUGAUGGAUGUGAGCAAUGAAAUUCAAGAGACUCUUGGUAGGAGCUAUAAUGUACCUGAUGACAUUGACGAGGAUGAACUCUUGGGCGAGCUGGAUGCCUUGGAAGCAGACAUGGGAUUUGAAACUGAGACUGAUGGGGUUCCAUCAUAUCUCCAGCCCGAUAAGGAAUCCGAUUUAGAAGGAGAGCUCAACUUGCCUUCAGCUCCUACAGGGCAUGCAGCCGUUCCUGCGGGCAGAACCAAUGCACAGGCUGAGGAUGAACUGGGUUUACCCGCUGUUCCUCGUGCAUCCCUUCGAGGCUAAACGUUACACUUGUCUCAUCUGAUCAUCGUUUCUUGGAGCUGUUGGAGGGAACCUUUUACAUGGUUGUGCAGAGCUUGCAUUUGAUUUAUAUAUAUUUAAAUAGAUUGUCAUUCAUCUGUGGUUAUAUUCACUCCAACAUGUAUUUGGAAUUGUUCAUCCAGGCAGUCUGCAUUCUUUGGCUAUGCAAGAUCAAACUAUAUAUAUAUAUAGGCACAUUCUUGGUACCGUUCUUUUCUGUCCGUUGACAUUUCAUUAAUUAUAUGCCACAUGAAUUUAUACUCUA
Messenger RNA from Cucurbita moschata (crookneck pumpkin), 997 nucleotides. RefSeq names its product vacuolar protein sorting-associated protein 60.2. Lineage: Eukaryota; Viridiplantae; Streptophyta; Magnoliopsida; Cucurbitales; Cucurbitaceae. The transcript is spliced from 7 exons. Gene Ontology annotation, biological process: vesicle budding from membrane; late endosome to vacuole transport via multivesicular body sorting pathway. The coding region runs from base 1 to 714 and encodes 237 amino acids. The record is from RefSeq and is a predicted model, not a curated record. Gene Ontology annotation, cellular component: multivesicular body.